Paramuricea clavata is the source of this 3642-nucleotide messenger RNA. The record is from the annotation of a GenBank genome assembly. NCBI's taxonomy places the organism in Eukaryota, Metazoa, Cnidaria, Anthozoa, Malacalcyonacea, Plexauridae.
AUGAAUGUUAGUGUUGUUAAAUUGUGUGUACGUGAAGGCAUUAGCAUAGUACCUAGGUUGUCUUCAACACUUAUACAAAUCAACCUUUAUAUUAAACAGGCUCAUUGUGCUUCGACUCUGAAAGCUCCUGAAAACGAACGACUGAAGCCAAGAACUAUCUACUCCGAUGGAACGACAUCCAUCUCUGACGAGCAUUGCAAUCAAGAAUCGCCUGCAGGACUUUUACCAAUUCCCGUAAUUAACACCUGCAAAAAACUGCGCAUCCUUCAUAAAAUUCCAUCUUUACGUGUUCCUGCAGAAAUAGAACAACAAGCAGGUGUGUACGAGCUUGGAAAUGUCAAACCAGAGAAUAAGAAGAUUGUCACUGUCCGCUCAAUCUAUAAGAAAAAUCAGAAUGGAAAGAAGAACGUUUGCAAGCUUGGCAAAAAAUUAGCAUAUUCAGAGGUAAAUCAAUCUUCAGAACCCUUUAGGGUGACCCAGAUUCAUCCCCAAACAUCCCAGCAUCCUUGCGCAAGAGUACGUCUGAUGAUUCAUAAAAAUAAUAAUAAAACUUGAGUACGAUUCAAGAAUUACACAAAUUGCAUGUGCUCCUAAACAUACGUCAGCAGGUGGGUUCGAGAUUGAACGCACCUCCUCGUAGCCAAUAGGAAUGCCGCUAAUACACUACAUAUGAGAUAAAAUUGAUAAUAUCAAUUUAAUUUUAUGCUAGAAUUUCCAUAACUAGUAAACGAACCAUUUCUAAGCACAUCAUCAUCUAUUCAGGUAUUCAACCUUCCUUUUCACUCCACACUCAAGCCUGUACCAUCGCCAGAUGAGUCGUUUCAACCGAAGCCCUCGAGUUCACGCCAGCCUCCUCCACCAGUGCCAUGUGACAUUAGUUCACUCCGCCCUCUAACACCUGUACCGUCUCCAUCACCUGAACCGUCUGAUUCAUCAUAUGAUCGACCUUCCUGUUGUCCUUUACGAAGUGUAACUUUCAACACUACUUCUUCCGAUAAUUUCCAAGAUUGUUUUCAAUCGUCGAGUGCAUCAUCAUCAAGUGACACGACGGUUUCUCUGAAAAAGAACCAGCGGUUUGUUUCGGAUGUAGUCAAGACUCAAGAGACUGAGGACGAGGCUCGCGGCGAUAGUACUCGAGUAAGAGCAUUAGCGAAGGUGAGUUUCGAACAAUGUGAGCAGGGCUUUUUUAACUAUAUCACUAGGGAGGGGGGCAAAGCCCUCCCAGCCCCCAUGGUGACCCCCAGUCAACGAUUUUGCCCCCCCCCCUCUCCCCCAGUCAAGUUCCUUUUCUCUAAAAUAUAAGCAAAAUAUUGGAAGAAAAAUUGAAUCUGGAAUGGAGGUUUGAUAUUCUGGUAACUGAACCUUGCUUUUUGAAUCUUAUGGCACGUCUUUUAUCUUUAGAUCCAUGGCUAUGGAGCCUCGUUUCCGUGAUUGAGACAUUGGUUUUAGAACUCCUAAUUCCUGUUACUGAUGACAUAAUCACAAAUAGAUCUUUUAUAUUCACUAAUAUAAUUGUAUGGUUUCGUAAAUAUGUCAUCUAUAAUAAAAUAAAAUUAAUAGGGUCUUCAUCCAAUACCUCAAUUACGAAAACGAGGCUCUAUAGAUUGAUAAUAUUGAAUUUUGCCAAAUGCUGGAAUUCUUUUACUCAUAAACGAGUCAUUUCUAAGCACGUCAUCAUCUAUUCGUCUAUUCAGGUAUUCAACCUUCAUCUUAACUCCACACUCAAGCCUGUGCCAUCGCCAGAUGACAUUAGUUCACUCCGCCCUCUAACACCUGUACCGUCUCCAUCACCUGAACCGUCUGAUUCAUCACAUGAUCGACCUUCUUGUUGUCCUUUGCGAAGUGUAACUUUCAACACCACUUCUUCCGAUGAUUUCCAAGAUUGUUUUCAAUCAUUGAGUGCAUCAUCAUCAAGUGACACGACGGUUUCUCUGAAAACAAACAAGCAGUUUGUUUCGGAUGUAGUGAAGACUCAAGAGACUGAGAACGAGGCUCGUGGCGACAGUUCUCGAGUUAGAGCAUUAGCGAUGGUGAGUCUCGACCACUUCAAAGCUGAUCGUACUCUCAACAAUUUCUCUUUUCUCGAACCAGUGUAGUGCAAAUGAUAAAUGGACUGAAUUCACGAAGUCUGAAUCUUAAUCUGAAAAUUGUUUAAUUUUUAAAAAAAUUUUGUUCAUUUAAUAUAUUAUACACCCAGGAGGAUUUUAUUUUCAAGAUUUGAAGAUCGAAAAGCUUCAUUGAAUAGCCAGGCGCAUACCGAACUUUUAACGUACUUUGAGCUGUUUUAGAAUCGCUAUAAUGAAUGAAGUUUGUUACAGUUUGUAUGCAUGAGAUAAUUUACGGAUCUUUAUGGUUCCAAGACAACGACACAAUCUUGAUUUUUCUAGAGUUCUACACAUGAGUUAUUAAUGCAUGUAUUACUUGAAAUGGAACAGUGUUUAAUUUGUCGGUGGAGUCUGGGAUCGACUUAGCAUUGUAAUAAUAAAAACUGACUUUCCUCUUAACAUUUUCACCAGACACUGAACGCAAUAUCUAACAGUACCACAAAUAUUGUUUAUUUUACUCAACAUGUUAGAGGAUGAAACCAUCGAAGGAUAAAUUAAAACGAUCUCUUCCACCAUCAAUCAAAUGGAAUGGUCUAUGUGUCUUUGACAGUGGUUAUCCCAGUUUAAUGGUUGGUGAUCGUAUUAAGUCUGCGUCAGAGGACGAGGAAUUCUGGGAGAAAAGAUUGGCCAAUGUUGUUCAAACAUCGCCAGUGAAACGUCAUGGUAUGUUGUAACAACAUUGCAACACAAUAUUUUGUGUUUUAAUUGCUUACUAGCUGGCACAUAAAUACUAGGGAUUCCCUGAAACUUCUCAAGGCCUGGUUCUUCGCGAGAAAUUGCGUCUGCGAAAUUUGAUUCUAUUGAAUGUUCCACUUUUUUCUCUUUCGCAGUGAGUCGAUUAGCUGAUUUCUGCUCACUGGCGAAGCGAAAUUUUUUCUCGAGAAGCCUAAUUUUAUUAUCUUUACAACUUACAAGUGCGCAUGCAUCUAAUUCAUUUCGCACGAAAUUUUUCGCAUUUCGCCAAUGAAAAGCGCGCGUGGAAUCAGACCUUCAUCAUAACUCACAAGGAAAAUAGAGUGCUCCAGAAAAGUGAAAGUUCCAUAGACAACUUCACAAUAAAGACAGAUUGCGGUUUAGAUAUCCCCUUAAGCCGUUUUUCACUAGGCGUAAUUUUCACCGCGCGGAGCGGAAUUUCUCUUUGUCUUGUGAUUUCUCGGGUGGAACUAAUUAGAAAUUGGACAAUUAGAAAUUCCGCUCCGCGCGAAAAUUCCGUGAAUAGUAUGUCUUCGCGCUUGUGGUGCCCUUGCUUUGCGCAUGCUCCAGGACACUGCACAGCAUCCUAUUAUUUUAACUCUCAGGCGCUGUCUUGCUGUCUUUGCUUAUACAGCCAUCAACUGAAUCACAAACCGUUUACAAUACAUUGUUUCCAAAUCAUUUAGUAUUUGGCCUUGACAUUCCGCACAAGCACGAUCUCAUAUCUGCUCAAGAGUUGUAUCAAGAUUUCAAUGCGAAUGAAGUCGAUGUUUAUUUGAAAGAACGACGUGAACAGGUAGAUGCAUAUCACCUACGAAGGAUGCUGAUUGACGGCAAUAAUUAG